This is a messenger RNA of Exophiala aquamarina CBS 119918, 1467 nucleotides long. RefSeq lists its product as uncharacterized. NCBI's taxonomy places the organism in Eukaryota, Fungi, Ascomycota, Eurotiomycetes, Chaetothyriales, Herpotrichiellaceae. The record is from RefSeq and is a predicted model, not a curated record. The transcript has 2 exons. Gene Ontology annotation, cellular component: nucleus. Bases 1 to 1467 code for a protein of 488 amino acids. Gene Ontology annotation, molecular function: chromatin DNA binding.
AUGCCGGAUACCGCCUCUGUCGACGCUCCUACUCCUCAAGAUGAUGACGAAGACCAAGUUCGGAACGGAGAGGAGGAUGAUGAUGAUGAACAGAAUGAUGUCGAGGAUGUUCCGACCCCUUCGCGUGACUCCGAACAACCUUCUCGCUCUGCAACUCCUCGACGCACCGGUAGACAAACGGCCGUCGGUCCACGCGGUGGUAGACGGAGGCUUGGUCGACCGCCGAAACGCCCUAUACCACUUUCAGAGGACGAUAAUAAUGAUGUCGCUUCUGAGGUCAGCACUCCCAAACGCAGGGGUGGAUUUCGCGGCCAUCGAGGUGGACGAUGGGCAAAGUACAGGGGUGGUGCCUCCAGAGCGGCACAUGCUCCGCUGGAUGUCGACGGCAAUCCUCUGAACAUUGUGAACGAUGAGGUCGAGCUCCCUGACGACCAAGAGGGUGAAGACAAGGUUGAUAAGAACGGCGAACUUCUCGGCGGAAGAGAAUAUCGAGUCCGUACAUUUACCAUUCUGGGGAGAGACGACCGGCUUUACAUGCUGUCCACUGAGCCCGCGCGCUGCAUUGGUUUCCGCGACUCCUAUCUCUUCUUCCAGAAGCACAAAAACCUCUAUAAAAUCAUUAUCGAUGAUGAUGAGAAAAGGGACCUUAUUGAAAGGGACCUGAUCCCUCACUCAUACAAGGGUCGGGCAAUUGGUGUGGUUACAGCUCGCUCGGUAUUCCGCGAAUUUGGUGCCAAGAUCAUAAUUGGCGGCAAAAAGGUGGUUGAUGAUUAUGAGGCUCAAAAAGCACGAGAUCGAGGAGAUGUCGAGGGCGAGUUGGCUGUGCCAGAGGAUCGCCUACCACUUCCGGGCGAGCCUUACAACCGCAACCAGUAUGUCGCCUGGCAUGGUGCAAGUGCCGUGUAUCAUACCAAUAUCCCUAAUGUACCAAUACCCAACGCAAAGGCACAAGAGGCCAAGCGACGUAAGAUUGUUGUCACGAGUGAUAACUGGAUGCUCGAACAUGCUCGAGAUGCGAGUCGCUUCAACUCAUCGCUGGCAGCCGCACGCGCAGACACGAUGAAUGGAAUCUAUGAUAUCCAUACGAAUGCCAUGCAAUGGCCCGGUAACACGCAACCAACCCACGCGAGAUGGGAAGCUGUCGACGACAGCUCGGAAACACAAGCGGUUGACAAGGUUGGUCGACUACCUCGCCUGAAUCCAGUGUAUUCACGCAAUUUCCGAAUUCACGACCUUUGUCUGGAGUCACCCCCUGAAUCAUGGUUCAGCAACGCUGGUUCCGAUGUGGAGAGCACUGGGCUGACAUCGAUUCCUUUGGAGAUUCUGGAAGAGCUCCCUCAAGAAGCACUCUGCGCCUUUCUCACUGCCCGAGAUCGCGAAGCCCGCUGGAGAGGCAAAUGGCAGAACGAAAGUAUCGACGGGCUCCGAGCAGUUGUUCUUCCCUCAACUGAGUGGUUCCCUAAAUGA